CUUCACGUCGUGUAGCGUAACUAUCCCCGGUCGGUGUUCGCAACGGUCAGUUCAUUCGCCGCGGCAUUCCGGUCUCUGAUGUAACAAAGCCCCUCCUCCGUCACCGGAUGCGACCCAACGUGCCGAUAGAUAUGAUAUUUAUUUUUAGCUGUAACACCUAUAGUAACCAGUUGAAUCCAUCAUUGGUCUCAUAUGUAUGGGUUAAUUGAUUUAUGAUCUGAUCGAUACACACCAAUCGGCGCUUCUGCAUCAACUAUGGCACCGCAACAAGAUAUCCCGGUUGCCGCUAAUGUCCUCGGCACUAUCGGUACGAUUCUGUGGUGCGUGCAAACAAUACCUCAAAUAUGGACGAAUUGGCGAACGAAGAAAACCGAUGGACUCCCCGGCUCCAUGAUGUAUCUAUGGGCUUUAUGUAAGACAUUCCCCAUCCACCACGGGUAUGCCUCAAAUAUUGACUAUUUCCUUACUUACCUAGGUGGCGUACCCUUCGGGGCUUAUAACAUCGUACAGAGGUUCAAUUACCCCUUACAGGUGCAGCCGCAAGCCUUCAUGGCCCUUUGCCUCGUGAACUGGUGUCAGAUAUUGCUAUACAAUAGUAAAUGGCCUAUGUGGAAGGUAGUUCUCAUAGGGCUAGUCAAUGCCGCGGCUUUUGCUGGUGUGCAAGCGGCCUUGAUUGUCACACUGCGGCCAUUAUACGACGCUGGUAAUGGUACCGGGGUCUUGGUAAUUGGUAUAAUUGCGAAUAUUCUCUUGGCAGUUGGCUUAUUACCGCCAUAUGGCGAACUAUGGAAGCGGAGAGGAAGGGUUAUCGGGAUCAACUUCGUCUUUUUGUCGAUGGAUUGGCUGGGUGCAUUUUUCUCUCUUAUGUCACUUGCUGCCCAGAACAGUUUCGACAUCUUGGGUGGUGUGCUGUAUAUCGUAUGUAUCCUUCUUGAAUCCGGUAUAUUCCUUUCUCAUUUGAUUUGGCUCUUCCGUACUCGAAAAUUGAGAAAAGAUGCGGCAUCGAGAGGGAAGACCUUCGAGGAUAUUGUGGCAGAGCAUGAACAACAAGGCAUAUCAUUCAAAUUCGCCGAACGAAGGCUCUUCAAGAAAAAUGAUGUAGAGACAGGUAAUGCUGGACAUUGUGAAGAUCCCAGCGGCCAGACGCAGCAAUAUCCAAUCACAACCGUCGUGCAAGACGGCGGCUUAGGAGGUCCUCAGCAAAGUUUGAAUUCGGAGCUAGAAAGAGAGGCAAGCGAGAAAAUGGGAUAAUCCAUGUUUAUAAUUAAAGCAGAACUAUAGUGGUGUGAUAUCUUGGUCCAAAGUCAACGCAAAAGUCGUACCUCAUUAUUAUCAUCCCC
Molecule: messenger RNA, 1340 nt
Organism: Daldinia vernicosa
Lineage: Eukaryota; Fungi; Ascomycota; Sordariomycetes; Xylariales; Hypoxylaceae
Product: PQ loop repeat-domain-containing protein
Exons: 7
Coding region: 256-1251 (331 amino acids)
Source: RefSeq, a predicted model, not a curated record